This is a messenger RNA of Solenopsis invicta (red fire ant), 897 nucleotides long. Its product is annotated as anaphase-promoting complex subunit CDC26-like. Lineage: Eukaryota; Metazoa; Arthropoda; Insecta; Hymenoptera; Formicidae. Gene Ontology annotation, cellular component: anaphase-promoting complex. The transcript has 2 exons. Bases 392 to 610 code for a protein of 72 amino acids. The record is from RefSeq and is a predicted model, not a curated record. Gene Ontology annotation, biological process: anaphase-promoting complex-dependent catabolic process; protein K11-linked ubiquitination; regulation of mitotic cell cycle.
GAAAUAGAGUCAUGCAUUCAGUGGUUUUGAUUCGUGGCAGCUAGUGAACGAAAAAAUUUUUUCAUUUCUGCAGCAAUACGUCAUCUGUUGCACGUUCAUUUUAUUCAUACAACAAUCCGUUGCAAUUCUGUUUUUCAACUCGAUACUCUCACGAUUCAUUUAGGAAAAGUUGUACGAAACAACGGUUCGUGUGUGCGAGAAUUCGUAUGUUGCGUUCGAUUUUUCGAACGAAAAAUGUAAAUAUAAAAAUAGAAAUAGAUAACGAUCAUUUCGAAAUAUUAUGAAGCUUCUAUCGGUAGAAUACUCGUCGUACGAAUCUUGAGAAAAUAUUGACGGUUGUGUUUGUCCGCUGGAAUUCUUUGAAAAUUAAUCGAGUCAUCGAUAAAGCACGAUGAUACGACGAAGUCCAACUCGGAUAGAAAUGAGACUGGACGAUCUGCAAGUAUAUGAGGAGAUAAGAAAGGCGCACGAAUCCAAAAAGGAUCCUGAAAGAAAAGUAUCGUCCAUGAAUCCGCCCACAUGGGGUGGCAAGAUUCCUCAGAGCGAGAUCCAGGAACGCAUCGGUUAUUUACCACAACAUCCGUCCACGCACAAUCGAACCGCAACGUAGCAGUCGAUUCGGGAUACGAAUCAUAGCAUAGAUGAACAGCAGUUAAAUUAUGCAUUCCAACAUUAUUUUAAUUUGGAAAAAAUUCGGCACAUUUAUACAAAUAUAAUUUAUGUACAAUGUAUUUAAAAUGCUAUUUUUUUUAUUUAGUAAAUCCAGUCUCCGUGAUUAAUUACGCCGGUUAUGAUCAAGAAAUCAUAAUCCUAUAAAGUUUUUUUACAGUAUACGACUUAUCUAUAUUUACAAAAUGUGUGAUAGCUAUGUGUGAAAUAUACAAGGUUAAUGGACGA